Molecule: messenger RNA, 1381 nt
Organism: Lycium ferocissimum
Lineage: Eukaryota; Viridiplantae; Streptophyta; Magnoliopsida; Solanales; Solanaceae
Product: glycosyltransferase BC10-like
Exons: 2
Coding region: 203-1192 (329 amino acids)
Cellular component (GO): membrane
Molecular function (GO): glycosyltransferase activity
Source: RefSeq, a predicted model, not a curated record
UUCUGAUAAUGUCCAUAAUUCCCACCCCAACCUUCUCAAGCACUUUUUUUUCUUUCUCAUUGGCUUAUCAAUUGGUCUCUUUUCUAUUUUAUGUUUCAAAACCUUCUCAUUUGCCUCAAACAAUUCUCUAAAUUUCUCUCUAUCUUCAAUCACACCAUCAAAUCUUGAACAUCCACAUCCAUUAUCCCCUCCUCCUCCUAGUAUGGAAAUAUCAAAAAAUUUAGACAUAAAUAACCUAGAGCCGCCAACGCAAGGGGAGUCUAUGAUAUUAAAUGAAAUAUCUAAUCAUACAUUAUUGAUGCACAAUAUGAGUGACGAAGAAUUAUUAUUAAGAGCAUCCAUGGUAGAGUUCUCAAACAAGAAUGUCCCAAAAAUAGCAUUCAUGUUCUUGACACCAGGGCCAUUGCCACUUGCACCUUUUUGGGACAUGUUCUUUAAUGGUUAUCAAGGGUUGUAUUCAAUAUACGUUCAUCCACAUCCUUCUUAUAAUGAUUCUCAUGUGCCUCAAACUUCAGUCUUCUAUGGGAGGACAAUACCCAGCCAGCCGGUAUACUGGGGCACUAUAUCCAUGAUAGAUGCAGAAAGAAGACUUCUAGCAAACGCUCUAUUUGACUCCUCUAAUCAAAGAUUUGUACUACUCUCAGAUUCAUGUAUCCCACUAUUCAAUUUCACCACCAUAUACAAUCACCUCCUCGGCUCAAACUUAAGCUUCUUAGCCUCGUACGACGAUCCUCGAAAACCAGGCCGAGGCCGAUACAACCGCCUAAUGUGGCCGAAUGUGACAAUCGAGCAGUGGCGAAAAGGGUCUCAGUGGUUCGAAAUUCACCGGGACCUCGCUGUGAAUAUUGCUUCGGAUCGCAAAUUUUACCCGAUUUUUCAAGAACAUUGUCAAGCUCCAUGUUACAAUGAUGAACAUUAUUUGCCAACUUUAGUGAACAUUUUAUAUCCUGAGAUAAAUUCCAACAGGACAAUCACUUGGGUUGAUUGGUCAAGGGGUGGUCCACAUCCUAGAAAAUUUGGAAGGCAUGAUAUUUCAAUUGAGUUUUUGAAUCAAAUUCGAUUUGGCACUGAGUGUAUGUAUAAUGGGAAUAUUAGUACAAAUAUUUGCUAUCUCUUUGGUAGGAAAUUUCUACCGGAUGCAUUGGGGCCCUUGUUGCAGGUUGCUCAUGAAGUGCUCGGGUUACAUAGUUAAAAUACAUUGAUAGUAUAAUAAUAUUGUCAUUGUAUAUAAGUCACAUACGGAAAGAAGAAAGGACAAUUGAUUCCCAACUGUAUCAUUUUCUUAUUCUACAUGUUGAAAGAUAUUUUUUGUUUCUCAUAUUUUAUGAUUUUUGUUUAUCCUCAUGAAACUCAAAUAUGUACAACUUUUUUAGUUUUCUUA